Messenger RNA from Mus caroli (Ryukyu mouse), 3426 nucleotides. The record is from RefSeq and is a predicted model, not a curated record. Lineage: Eukaryota; Metazoa; Chordata; Mammalia; Rodentia; Muridae.
GGCUCCUCUCGGCGGCAGCGGCCCAGUGGAGGGGUCCGCGGUGGCGGUGGUGGCGGUGGUGGUGGCGGCGGCGGCGGCGGCGGCGGCAGGGGUGGCUGUGGCGGCGCUGUUCCCCGCGCAGUCCUCGGAGCGGGGUCCGGGCUGUGAUAGGUGAGGUGACGGCGCUGCGACCCCCGGCCGGUGUCCGACCCCGGGUCGCCUCCCAAGCCGCCCCCCGGGCCCCGCGUCCCCUCCCCCGCUGGUGGGGCCCGGACUGAAGAUGGUGCAGAAGAGAACAGCCGAACUUCAGGGCUUCCACCGUUCGUUCAAGGGGCAGAAUCCUUUCGAGCUGGCCUUCUCCUUAGACCCCGCCCAGCACGGGGACUCUGACUUCAGCCCACAGUGUGAAGCCCGACCUGACAUGCCUUCCAGCCAGCCCAUUGACAUCCCAGAUGCCAAGAAGAGAGGCCGAAAAAAGAAGCGCUGUCGCGCUACUGACAGCUUCUCAGGCAGGUUCGAAGAUGUCUAUCAGCUGCAGGAGGAUGUGCUGGGGGAAGGUGCUCACGCUCGUGUGCAGACCUGUGUCAAUCUCAUCACCAACCAGGAAUAUGCUGUCAAGAUCAUUGAGAAGCAGCUGGGCCACAUCCGCAGCAGGGUGUUCCGGGAGGUGGAGAUGCUGUACCAGUGCCAGGGACAUAGGAAUGUUCUAGAACUGAUUGAGUUCUUUGAGGAGGAGGACCGUUUCUACCUGGUGUUUGAGAAGAUGCGUGGCGGAUCCAUCCUAAGCCACAUCCAUAGAAGGCGCCACUUUAACGAGCUGGAGGCCAGCGUGGUGGUACAGGACGUGGCCAGUGCCCUGGACUUCCUGCAUAACAAAGGCAUCGCCCACAGGGACCUAAAGCCAGAGAACAUCCUGUGUGAGCACCCCAACCAGGUCUCUCCAGUGAAGAUCUGCGAUUUCGACCUUGGCAGUGGUAUCAAACUCAAUGGAGACUGCUCCCCCAUCUCCACGCCAGAGCUGCUCACCCCGUGUGGGUCAGCUGAGUACAUGGCCCCAGAGGUGGUGGAGGCCUUCAGUGAAGAGGCCAGCAUCUACGACAAGCGCUGCGACCUGUGGAGCCUGGGCGUCAUCCUCUACAUCCUGCUUAGUGGCUACCCGCCCUUCGUGGGCCACUGUGGCAGCGACUGUGGCUGGGACCGUGGGGAGGCCUGCCCUGCCUGCCAGAACAUGCUGUUUGAGAGCAUCCAGGAGGGGAAGUAUGAGUUCCCUGACAAGGACUGGUCCCACAUCUCCUUCGCUGCCAAAGACCUCAUCUCCAAGCUGCUGGUCCGAGAUGCCAAGCAGAGGCUGAGUGCUGCCCAAGUCCUGCAGCACCCCUGGGUGCAGGGGUGUGCCCCAGAGAACACCCUACCGACACCCUUGGUUCUGCAGAGGAACAGCUGUGCCAAAGACCUCACGUCCUUUGCGGCUGAGGCCAUCGCCAUGAACCGGCAGCUGGCCCAGUGUGAGGAGGACGCUGGGCAGGACCAGCCUGUGGUCAUCCGAGCUACCUCACGCUGCCUGCAGCUGUCCCCACCCUCCCAGUCCAAGCUGGCCCAGCGGCGCCAGAGGGCUAGCCUGUCGGCCACCCCUGUGGUCCUUGUGGGGGAUCGUGCAUAACCCCCACUAGCUCCUUGUACAUAUGCCCCUGCCCUGCGGGGCCUGAAGGCUAGGGACCUGGACACCCCACCCCUUGCCAUUCCAGGUGCCAGUUCAGCUGGGUCCUCUUGGGGUGUAGGGAUCUGUUAGGGGUGUCUCCUUUUCUCCCUGUCCUUCCCCUGCCCUGCCCACUUGGCUUUGUUUUGUUUGUUUUUCUUUGCCGCUAUUGAAAGCAAGUGCCCGGAGGAGGGCGGAGGGCUCAGGCCGCCCAGCCUGCACCCCACGAUGCUCACCUGCCAACUGUGAAGGUCCUGCCACCUGCGCCCCCACCUCCACUCCAGCCACUCUGCUGUCUUCCAGGGUUGGGGAUCCCGCAGGGUCAGCACCCCACACCUCUCCCAGCCCUCAGUGUUGUCAGGGACAGGCCCUCCUGGUGAGCACAGUGGUGGUCACAUCUCCUCACCAGAGCACCUUUGGGUCUGGGGUGGGGGCAGGGCUCCCUGUCUUGGAUAGAGACCUCUGGGGAGCAGGUGGAUGGGGACAGUGCACUUGAUUGACCCCUAGUCCCCAUCAUCCACCUGCAGUGUCCCUUGGAGGGUUGACAAUCAGAAACCCCUCCCAGGCUGCUUAGCUCCUUGCCCUGGGACAGACCUACUGCUCCCAACCCCACUUCCCAGGGGCAGAGCUGCACCCAGCUAGCUCUACCACAGCAGGAGAGGUGCUGGACCAGGCUUUCAUCAGCAAACAUGGGGUUCCCACAUGUCUCCCCACCCAGGGCACCUGAGUGCCCCUUCUCAGGGCUCAGCCUGACCAUGGCCACGUCCUGCCCCUGAGGUUCCUAAGCUCUCCUAGCUGCUUCUGUUAGCCAGAGCUGAGGCCAUACCCAGGGCUCUCACCUUCCUGUUGCCCCCAGAGGGCAGCGGCUCAGGCGUGCCUGCUUUCAGGAAAGGGAGGCUGGGAAGGGAUGUGGUGGCCCUGCGGUGCCCAGACCUAACUGCCUGAGGCCUGUAGACUGUUCCUAGCCGAACUACUAUGCAAUACGAGUUCCCAUUUUCUCCAUGGCCCUGCUGGUCGGGGGCGGCUGCCAGGGGCCAGGCCACCCUGCCCUGCAACUGCUCAGGUGUCUACAGGGCAGCCCCUGGCCUCAAAAAUCCUUGGUCAGGAUUGUUUGUCGAGUUUAGUUUAGGCUUCUUUUUUUUUUUUUUUUUUUUUUUUUUAAGAAAUAAUUUGACUUGCUUCCCUGUUCUUGAAGAGUACUUGAAUGUCGGGGUCUGGUGGGUGGGGGCCUGGAACACCCACUGCCCAGCAUCCUCCACCCCCUCCUCCGUAGUCUCAUAGGAUCGUCACAGUGGAGGUGACAUGCCUUCUCCAGUCCUGCCCCACCUGCCUCUGUGGACACAUUUCCAAAGAACCCCUGGGGGUGGGGGCUCCCCCAUCAGUAUGACUCAGCUGUUGGCCACCUGAGGACUUGGCCCCCCUGCAGGUUCCUGAAGCAACCUGACUGGGCAGUGAGCAGCAUUGACCCCCACACACCCCCAAAACAGGGCUGUGAUUUCCUUAGUCCCUCCAAGCCCGACCUGGAGGAUGGGUCAGACCCCUUAACUGUGAAUGAGACAUGAUCCUGGGCUGGCUUGGCCACAAACCAUGCAGAAAUCUAAAAAGCGUGUUGUAGAGUGGGGGACAUGCAAGCACUUUUAACUCCAUCGUACCAGGUGAACUGACCUCCGGACUCCUUUCCCACCAACUGUCAACGCCAGGAUUUUGUAUUCUGUUUUGUAAGGAUUUAAUAAAAGUCAUUUAAAAAUUUC